Aspergillus bombycis is the source of this 1467-nucleotide messenger RNA. RefSeq names its product putative flavin dependent monooxygenase. Lineage: Eukaryota; Fungi; Ascomycota; Eurotiomycetes; Eurotiales; Aspergillaceae. Gene Ontology annotation, molecular function: NADP binding; flavin adenine dinucleotide binding; N,N-dimethylaniline monooxygenase activity. Bases 1 to 1467 code for a protein of 488 amino acids. The transcript is spliced from 2 exons. The record is from RefSeq and is a predicted model, not a curated record.
AUGACAAUCUCAAAGCAAAUCCGCCGGGUAGCUGUUAUCGGUGCAGGUCCAUCGGGUCUCUCAGCUGUGAAGUAUCUACUUGCGGAGAAAUACUUCACCAAGAUUGAUGUUUUCGAGAAGAGAAGUUCUGUAGGUGGGGUAUGGAAUUACACUCCACCAGCUCUCAAACAGAGCACAUCGACGCUUGUACCGCAACUUGAUCCGAAUGAACCUGGCGAUGAACCGACAUGGCAUCAUACAGGAGGCAUCCAGGGGCCGCUAGAGCCAGCUUUUAUAUCCCCCAUUUAUAGUACGUUGGAUACCAACAUUCCAAAGGAGUUAAUGGCCUAUGGGGACAAGCCAUUUCACCCUGAUGCCCAAGUGUUGCCGAAGUACUCUACAGUGAAGAAGUAUUUGGACGAAUACGCAGAAAAUGUGAAAGAUUAUAUUCAUCUUGAUACUCAAGUUGUGAGUGUCAAAUCUAGUGGUUAUAGAGCAGAUGCUUGGGCUGUAACAACGAAGAAUUUGCGAACUGGAGUCGACACGACCGAUACAUAUGACGCUGUGGUUGUGGCUAGUGGACAUUAUGAUGUCCCAUACACUCCAGAUAUACCGGGUAUCAAAAUCUGGAAUGAGACUUACCCAGGCAUUAUCUCCCACUCCAAGUUGUAUGACUCACCCGAGUCUUUCCGCGGGAAGAAGGUGAUCGUUGUGGGAGGUUCUGCAUCAGGAGUCGAUAUUGGCAAUCAAAUAAACAGAUUGAGCAAGGGCAAAGUGAUCGCGUCACAGCGAACAGAGUCAUAUCUGAUGCCGUCCAACGCCACAGACAAGGAUUACGUCCCAGAAAUUGUGGAAUUCUUACCACCAACCGAAUACAAUAGGGCAGUUCGCUUCACUGACGGUAAAAUUGAGGAUGACGUCGAUGCAAUCGUGUUUUGCACUGGCUAUCUAUACUCUUUCCCCUUUCUAUCGUCAUUAGAUCAUCCUGUUAUUACGGAUGGACGGAGGGUGUUGAACACCUACCAACAUCUGUUCUAUAUCCACAACCCCACGCUCGCUUUUCCUGUUCUCCCCCAGAGGGUAAUACCUUUCCCAUUGUCUGAGAACCAGGCUGCUGUUUUCGCUCGUGUCUGGUCUGGACGACUUACUCUCCCAGAUACAGCCGAAAUGAAGGCUUGGGAAGAUGGCACUGUCAUUAAAAAGGGGGAUGGAACGGCAUUUCACCUUCUACAUUUUCCAUUGGAUGCGGACUACAUGAAUCUACUAUACGAAUGGGCAGGCAGGGCUGAGCCGCGCCAAGGGUUGACCGACAAUGGAAAUGGUAAACAGGGCAACUACUGGGGGGAGAGGGAGAGGUGGAUGCGACAGUUGUUUCCUGAGAUUAGGAGAACGUUCGUUGGAAAGGGGGAUGAGCGGCACAAGUUCAAAAGCAUCGAGCAGCUGGGCUAUGAUUUCGAGAAAUAUAGAAAAGAGCAGGCACAUCUCUGA